Neoarius graeffei (lesser salmon catfish) is the source of this 2498-nucleotide messenger RNA. Its product is annotated as protocadherin alpha-2-like. The coding region runs from base 129 to 2498 and encodes 789 amino acids. Gene Ontology annotation, molecular function: calcium ion binding. Gene Ontology annotation, cellular component: plasma membrane. The record is from RefSeq and is a predicted model, not a curated record. The transcript has a single exon. NCBI's taxonomy places the organism in Eukaryota, Metazoa, Chordata, Actinopteri, Siluriformes, Ariidae. Gene Ontology annotation, biological process: homophilic cell-cell adhesion.
GGAGAACAGAGCGUUACUUACUUCUGUCAUCAGCAGCCCUCGUGGAUUUUAAUUUUUUUUCCUGACGACAUUGGAUCAAAUGAAAGCAUUGUUUGGACUUCUUUGUGAAUAUCCAGUGAAAGUCAGUGAUGGUUGUCCCGGACACUGCUCGCUCUGCCUGCAUGAAGGCUCUGCUGCUGCUUUGUUUAUGGGAUUUGUGUUUCGGUCAGAUUUCCUACUCGGUUCCAGAGGAGGCCAAGAAGGGAACCGUUGUUGGAAAUCUAGCGAAGGAUCUCAGUCUCAGUGUGCAGGAACUGGAGUCGCGCAUGUUUCAGCUUGUGACUGGAUCUAACGCCAAGUAUUUCGAGGUAAAUCGGAAAAGCGGUGUUUUAUUAGUGAAUGACAGAAUAGACCGAGAGGAGCUGUGUGAAAGCAAACAGAAAUGCGUGUUGAAUGUUGAAGCGAUGAUCCACAAUCCUCACAAGCUCUACCGGGUUGAAAUUAAUAUUUUGGACAUUAAUGAUAAUUCUCCGGUGUUUCCACGACAAUCCGCUGUUUUGAACAUUAGUGAAAACGUCCUUCCGGGAGAUCGGUUUCCCUUAGUCAAGGCUCGUGACAUAGAUAUCGCAGGUAAUUCAGUGAAAACUUAUAAAAUAAAUGCAAAUGAAUAUUUUUCUCUGGACAUGCAGAGUGAUUCAGCUGAGCUUCUUCUUCAGAAAUCUUUAGACCGAGAGAGAGAAUCGGUGAUUAAGCUCGUGCUGACUGCUGUAGACGGCGGGACUCCUCCCAGAUCCGGAACAAUGCAGAUACUGGUGAAUGUACUAGAUAUAAAUGACAACAACCCGGUUUUCACUAAAUCUCUUUACAAAGUCAAGGUCCAUGAAAACACAACUGUCGGAACUAAAAUCCUGACAGUUUCAGCUGCGGAUGCAGACGACGGGGUGAACAGUGACGUGUCAUACUCGAUUGUCAGUGAUGAAGAAAAAACGGCGUAUGAAUUGUUCUCCAUAAAUCCGGUUUCUGGGGAAAUUAUUGUUCAAGAUAAUAUUGAUUAUGAGGAAAAUCCAGCUAUCGAGCUGAGAAUUCAGGCUCAGGACAAAGGAUAUUCUCCAAGAAUGUCCAGAUGUAAAGUGUUAAUUGAGGUAGUGGAUGUGAAUGACAAUGCACCAGAUAUAUCAGUUACUCUGCUCAUGAGCUCCGUAAGCGAGGACAUCAAACCCGGGACAGAUGUUGCAUUAAUCACUAUAUCAGAUAAAGACAGUGGAGCGAAUGGGAAAGUGAACUGUAAAAUUAUAGCACCGAGUCCUUUUAAAUUACAGCGAUCAUACAAAAACUCUUACGCUCUUUUAGUGAAUGAAGCUCUGGACAGAGAGCGGCUCUCACAAUAUAACAUCACAGUCGUAGCGAAUGAUGAGGGAACUCCUUCCCUCUCGAGCAGCAACGUUAUAACAGUUCAUGUCUCUGAUGUGAAUGAUAACGCCCCUUUAUUUCCUGCCCCGGUGAUAAACAUUAGCGUGAAAGAGAAUAGUCCAGUUGGAGGGCUGUUAGCAUCAGUAACGGCACGAGACUUAGACAUCGGUGAAAAUGCCCUCGUUUCAUAUUCAUUAAUGAAUGCAGAGAGAAGCAGAGCGUCAAAUGUGAUGAACAUUAACUCUCACACCGGUGAACUGUACAGCCUGAAGUCUUUCGAUUACGAAGAAACGAAACGACUUCAGUUUCAAGUUCAGGCCACUGACUCUGGUGUCCCUCCGCUAAGCAGUAACGUCACUGUGAACGUUUUUAUCCUGGAUGAGAAUGACAACAGUCCAGUUUUUCUCCCUCCUUAUUCUGAACCCGGGUCAGUAAACACUGAGAACAUUCCCUACUCUGCUGAAGCGGGGUAUUUUGUGGCUAAAGUCAGAGCCGUAGACGCUGAUUCAGGUUAUAAUGCACUAUUAUCUUAUCACAUCACUGAACCAAAGGGAACGAACCUCUUCCGAAUCGGAACCAGCACAGGAGAAAUAAGGACUAAAAGACGAAUGAGUGACAAUGACUUAAAAACCCACCCUCUUCUGAUCAGUGUCUCGGAUAAUGGAGAACCUUCACUGUCCACGACUCUGAGUGUUGAAGUUGUGGUUGUGGAAAACAUGGACAUCCUGCAGCCUUCACUAAGACAAGUGCCAGUAAAGGAGGAGAAUGUUUCUAAUCUGAAUCUCUAUCUGCUCAUCGCUAUUGUCUCAGUGUCAGUGAUAUUUUUACUGAGCCUCAUCGCUUUAAUAGCAGCUAAAUGCUACGGGACAGACGGUGGGUUCAGCAGGUCCAGCGCUCCAGUGGUCACUACACACCCUGACGGGAGCUGGUCUUACUCCAAAUCCACUCAGCAGUAUGAUGUGUGUUUUAGUUCCGACACACUGAAGAGUGACGUCGUGGUUUUCCCCUCGCCGUUUCCGCCUGCAGACGCAGAGCUGAUCAGCAUUAAUGAAGGAGACACUUUUAACAGGACACAAACUCUUCCUAGCACUGGGAAGGUAAGGCCGUGA